Lathyrus sativus (Indian pea) is the source of this 1509-nucleotide messenger RNA. NCBI's taxonomy places the organism in Eukaryota, Viridiplantae, Streptophyta, Magnoliopsida, Fabales, Fabaceae. The record is from the annotation of a GenBank genome assembly.
AUGGCUUGGUUAAGAAAUCUCUCAAAAUUUUCCAACAUUAAAUCAUCUCAAAGACCCAAUAAAACUGACCCAUUUCUCCUUUUACCAUCCUUCACAUUUUUCUCCCAUUUCAGUUCCCAACCCAUUGAAGAAAAGCCUUAUGUUAAGCCUGUUGAGCAUUUUUCAGGUUUGGAACCAACAAAGCCUCAUGAGAAACCAAGGGUGGUUGUGUUGGGUUCAGGCUGGGCUGGAUGCAGACUCAUGAAAGGGUUGGACCCUCAUAUUUAUGACAUUGUUUGUGUCUCACCUAGGAACCACAUGGUGUUUACCCCUCUACUGGCUUCCACUUGUGUUGGAACUCUUGAGUUUAGAUCAGUUGCUGAACCCAUUGGAAGGAUCCAACCAGCUAUUUCUAGGGAGCCUGGUUCUUAUUUCUUCCUUGCCAAUUGUACUGCCAUUGAUGCACAUAAUCAUAUGGUGCAAUGUGAGACUGUAACUGAUGGAGAGCAGACAAUAGAUCCUUGGAAAUUUACUGUCUCUUAUGAUAAGUUAGUAAUUGCAUUAGGAUCGCAUCCUGCUACUUUUGGAAUUCAAGGAGUCAAUGAACAUGCCAUUUUUCUUCGUGAAGUUCGCCAUGCACAGGAAAUUCGUAGGAAGUUGCUCCUAAACUUGAUGCUAUCUGAUGUUCCAGGAAUUCCAGAAGAGGAAAAGCAAAGGCUUUUGCACUGUGUUGUUGUUGGGGGUGGUCCUACUGGAGUUGAAUUCAGUGGUGAACUUAGUGAUUUCAUAAUGAAGGAUGUACGCCAAAGAUAUACACAUGUGAAAGAUUACAUCCGUGUUACUUUAAUUGAGGCAAAUGAAAUAUUAUCUUCUUUUGAUGACCGACUCAGGCUCUAUGCUACCAAGCAGUUGACAAAGUCAGGAGUUCGUCUUGUUCGUGGCAUUGUGAAAGAUGUUAAAGCUCAGAAGAUUAUCCUAAAUGAUGGUACUGAGGUUCCAUAUGGUUUGUUGGUAUGGUCUACUGGUGUUGGUCCAUCACCUAUUAUUCAAUCUUUAGAUCUCCCAAAAGCUCCUGGUGGAAGGGUUGGUGUUGAUGAGUGGCUUCGUGUUCCUUCAGUAAAAGAUGUGUUCUCAAUAGGUGACUGCAGUGGAUUUGUUGAAAGUACUGGAAGACCAACACUUCCAGCAUUGGCUCAAGUGGCAGAGAGACAAGGUAAAUAUUUAGCAAAUAUGUUGAACAAAAUUGGUAAAGCAGGUGCAGGACAUGCAAACAGUGGAAAAGAACUAGAACUUGGGGAUCCAUUUGUGUACAAGCAUCUUGGAAGUAUGGCAACUAUUGGCAGAUACAAAGCUCUUGUUGACCUUAGACAAAGCAAGGAGGGAAAAGGGAUAGCACUGGCAGGAGUUCUAAGCUUUUUUAUUUGGCGCUCGGCAUAUAUUACACGUGUCGUCAGCUGGAGGAACAGGUUCUAUGUAUUUAUCAACUGGAUUACAACUCUUGUGUUCGGCCGUGAUAUAAGCAGACUAUGA